AUCGCAUCUGGACAUUUUUAGCAUCGAAUGGAUGGUCAUCUGGUCGGCGGUCAUUUGGUUGACUUCUCAACACCUUCAUUAAUCUAAGCAGCAGGAAGUCACCAUGCUAACCACGAUCACCGAAGGAAUUCUUUGCUGCCUAACCGGGAAGGCUGCCCGUCUAGUUUUACCCUUGGAAUCGACAGAGCCCUCAGACGGAUUCGAGUUCGUGGAGGUGAAACCUGGACGGGUGCUGCGAGUGCGCCACAUCGUCCCUGAGCGUCAUUCUGUUGUCAAUGACCAGAACACUACUGAUGGUGAUGAACCUAAAAAUGACAGCAGUGGCGUCCACUGCAAGAGGAAGAUCACAGUGUAUCGUAACGGCCAGCUGGUGAUCGAGAAUCUCGGUGACGUUUUGCACUCUGAGAUCCUUCAGUGUCAGGAUGGCGAUCUGGAACCGUGCAGCACUGUAGAGGUGGAGCUAGCAGACUACAAAGAAUUAGCAUCUUCUCCGGACCCCAACCCGGUUCCCCCGUCUGUUCCUCCACCUUCUGGUGAGCAAAAACCCGCUCCCCCUCCUCGCCGCCGACGCCGGAAGCCCAAACGCACCGUGUUGAUCGACUCUAAUCGUGUGAUCUCGAGCUGCAAGGGGACACACUCAGACGUAGCACUGUUCUUUGUGCACGGUGUCGGUGGCUCGUUGGACAUAUGGAAUAGCCAGCUGGACUUCUUCUCUCGACUGGGCUAUGAGGUCAUAGCACCGGACUUGGCAGGUCACGGAGCAAGCACGGCGCCACAGAUUGCUGCGGCGUACACUUUUUACGCCCUUGCAGAGGACAUGCGUGCCAUUUUCAAGAGAUACGCUCGGAAACGCAACAUUCUCAUUGGCCACUCUUAUGGAGUGUCAUUUUGCACAUUCCUGGCCCACGAAUACCCUGACCUUGUCCACAAAGUGGUCAUGAUCAACGGAGGAGGUCCCACAGCAUUGGAGCCCAGCCUUUGUUCCAUCUUCCAACUCCCAUCGUGUGUCCUCCACUGUCUGUCUCCUUGUCUGGCAUGGAGUUUCCUCAAAGCUGGAUUUGCCCAUCAGGGUGCCAAAGAAAAGCAGCUGUUGAAGCAGGGCAAUGCCUUCAAUGUGUCUCCAUUCGUGCUGCGUGCUAUGAUGAGUGGCCAGUACUGGCCUGAGGGUGAUGAGGUCUACCAUGCUGAGCUCACAGUGCCCAUUCUAUUGGUUCAUGGCAUGUGCGACAAAUUUGUGCCCAUGGAUGAGGACCAGCGCAUGGCUGAGAUCCUCUUAUUUGCCUUCCUAAAAGUCAUCGAGGAAGGAAGUCACAUGGUGAUGAUGGAGUGUCCUGACACUGUCAACACACUCCUUCAUGAGUUCUUUCUAUGGGAGCCCGACACAUCGCGAAAAGAGCGCGUCAAGACAGACACCGAUAAGCCCGUGACAUUCACUGACACUCUCCACACACUCAGAAUCAACAAGUCCAUGGACAAAUAACCAAUGAAGAAUUGGGCUUCUUGUCACAGAAUUAAGUGGACGGCCUUUUCGUGGCUGUUGUCAAAUGUUCUUCAGGCUGCUUCCGGGCUGAGAGCUGUUACAUAAAAGGCCACAUCUCCAGGAUGAGGGCGGCCGUUGGUGCUCUAAGAUAAAGCUGGAAUUGUGGCACACUGCCAACCAGAGAACAAUAGAUGGACAAAAAAGAUGAGAGGAACUGAUGCAAACACAAAGUUGAUGUUUCUUACUAUUUUUUGUGCACACAAGUGGAGGUUAAAAGCACUGGUAAAAGUCAUGACAGGUGUGUUGUGUUUCUUGAAAACAGCUUGCCUGCGUCUUUUAUAUUGUGUGAAAUGCAAAGAUUAUACUCUGGUUUAUGCGUGAAAGUAUGUCCAGUGGGAAAUUUUGGAUGGUUAUUAUGCAAUGUUUACCAAAACAUAUAUAACUCAUGUGCUACGCAGUCUAAACCGUUUUUAAAUCCAAGAUUCACAGAGCUGUUGCAGAAUAAAUUGGUUUUACAUAUCGCCUGUGGAAUCCUGCAACUCCAGGAAAGAAAUAAGUGCUUACAUAUUUUUCCAAAAGUUUGUCGUACUUGUCAGUUUAACCCUCUUACAACUUGUAACUCAUUGGCUGCCAUUAACAGUGAUAGAUGUCCCAUCCAUUUGAACUGGGAGGGAAUGAUUAUUUAAUAAUAUAAUAAUGUACCUAUUGUUAUUCAUUGCCAACCUCUCCCAGCUCAAAUAGCUGGAACAUCUAUCACCAUCAGUGGUGUUUAAAUGUGAUAAUUCAGUCCUACUAGAAAGAGAUUAAAUGUUGAGAAAACUAUUUGAGAAAUGAUAGUUUAGCAAAGAUUCCACACUUGGCAACAUCUAUUUAACAUUAUGGUUGCAUGAAUAAUUAGAAGGGGUUUAAAACACUUGCUGUAUGUACAUAAAUCAAUAUGAACAAAUUAAUUUCAGUAUUUUGUAAUACCGAUAUUUAAAGGCUCUAAAAGAAAGUAUUGAGGCCCUGCAUGUGUCCACAACCCAAAAGCUGAAUAGUAAUCUUAACCCAUUCAGUUCACUUAUAGCUAUACGUCGUUGCCAUGAGAAACGAGUAACCCAACUUCAAAGAGGUAUAUUCUUUAUCCUCUGCGAAGAAUGGCUAUUUUAUUACUGCCAUUUAUUUAUCCAGUCAAAAUCAAUUGGACUGCCGGCAAUGGCAGUUAAUGGGUUAACCUGGCAUCUCAAGACACCACUGUCCUUUUAUCCUGAAAUAUCACAACAACUUGGACCUCUUGCAUCUUUUCGCCUCGCGUAAACUCACCAGUCCACCCGGUCAGUGGGAAGAAGAAAGGAUGAUCUCAGCGUUUCGCUCACUCAAAGACAUUCAUUCAUGGGUGUUGCCUUGUCUCAUAGUGGGACAGUAAUCUCAGCUGACUGUGGCUUAUUACAGAAGGUGUAAAAUAAUAAACGUUGGUUUUGAAACUGGUUGUACAGUGCUUCAAAUCAGACAUGAGUCAAACAAACAAUUCUGGACUCACACAAUGCUGCUCUGUUAUACAGUACAGUAUAUGCAUUUUGACAACAUAGUUUAUGCAACUUGAAUUAAGUGGAACUGAGAGGAACUAAAUUUAAUAUAUAUAUAUACAAGCCCCCCCUUCCCCAAAUUUUUGAAAUGCUACUGAUGUAACGUUCUGUGCUACAUGUCUAUUUUGAUGUUGAAGGUCAGUAAACUGUAUGGACUACAGGGUGCAAAUGUAUUUCAUCCUCUAAAAGUGUGCAUAAAUGUCAAGUGAUUGUGCUAUAUCUUCUUGUGAUUAACAAAAUGUGCUAAUGUUAUACUUGCAUUUAUUCAUUGAAAUCAUAAGAUAUGCACUGCUUGAAUGUGGAUGCAUAUAUCAUUAUAUAGCCAAUCGACACCAUGAGAGUCACUGUAUGAAUGUGCCUUUUCUGGCAUAAAAUAAAAAAUGUUCACAAUCGUGGGAUGGUUUCA
Molecule: messenger RNA, 3451 nt
Organism: Corythoichthys intestinalis (scribbled pipefish)
Lineage: Eukaryota; Metazoa; Chordata; Actinopteri; Syngnathiformes; Syngnathidae
Gene: abhd8a
Product: abhydrolase domain containing 8a
Exons: 6
Coding region: 104-1480 (458 amino acids)
Molecular function (GO): catalytic activity
Source: RefSeq, a predicted model, not a curated record